Zingiber officinale is the source of this 2097-nucleotide messenger RNA. Its product is annotated as long chain base biosynthesis protein 2a-like. The record is from RefSeq and is a predicted model, not a curated record. The coding region runs from base 322 to 1848 and encodes 508 amino acids. Gene Ontology annotation, biological process: sphingosine biosynthetic process; ceramide biosynthetic process. The transcript has 12 exons. NCBI's taxonomy places the organism in Eukaryota, Viridiplantae, Streptophyta, Magnoliopsida, Zingiberales, Zingiberaceae. Gene Ontology annotation, molecular function: pyridoxal phosphate binding; serine C-palmitoyltransferase activity. Gene Ontology annotation, cellular component: serine palmitoyltransferase complex.
AUACGAUUACAAAACGAUAAAGUGCCUCCCCAAGAGGAGUACGGGCGAAGUAUUAGCAGUCGAUGGGGGAGGUGCUUACGAAAAAAAAAUUACUGUCACUGGAUCCGCCAUGGCCCCGCUUCAAUUCGGCGCUGGUGCGUGCAGACCUCUCUCAACGCCAACCAAACAACAACUUUAAUAACGACAUAUGUUCGGCGGUCACCGUCCGCCAUGGGCGUCGAGAGUAGCCAUUAAAAGCCCGACUUAGAGCGCACCCUCUCCCUCCACGAAUACUCUUCCCUCCAUCCCUCCCCUAUCAUUUCAGCGGCAGAACGGCCGGCGAUGUCGCCGCCGCUGUUCCUCCUACUCCCGCCGCUACCGCCCAUUCCCCCACUCGCGGUGCCGCGGGAGAUCCGCCGGAUGGUGAGGCUCACUUUCCCGACCGCCCUCCUCACCCUCAUCGGCUACGGAAUCUUUUUCGCUUUCGGUCUCCUCCGCGACCUCUUCCGCAAGCUCCUCAACUGGUCCAAGUCCGACGACCCCAAGGGUUAUGCGCCCAUAUGUCCGGCGUUCGAGGAUUUCUACACCCGUCGCAUCUACCACCGCAUCCAGGAUUGUUUUGGUCGCCCAAUUGCGAGUGCACCGGAUGCUUGGAUCGAUGUGGUUGAGCGUUACUCCAAUGACAAUAACAAGACUCUACACCGAACUACAAACACAACAAGGUGCCUCAACCUCGGAUCAUACAACUAUCUUGGUUUUGCAGCAGGAGACGAGUACUGCACACCUCGUGUGAUCGAAUCUCUCGAGAGUUAUGCUCCUACUACUUGCAGCUCUCGGGCAGAUGCAGGGACCACUAAGUUGCAUACUGAACUUGAGGAGUUGAUAGCACGAUUUGUGGGGAAACCUGCGGCUAUUACUUUUGGCAUGGGAUAUGUGACAAACUCUUCCAUAAUUCCUGCUUUAGUUGGAGAGGGUGGUCUAAUCAUUAGUGAUUCAUUCAACCAUAAUUCCAUCGUCAAUGGUGCUCGAGCUUCUGGUGCCACAGUUAUGGUUUUCCAACACAACAGUCCGUCUCAGUUGGAAGAAUUGCUGAGAAAGCAGAUAGUUAAGGGGCAGCCUGGCACUGGCGAACCAUGGAAGAAGAUAAUGGUCAUUGUGGAAGGAAUAUACAGUAUGGAAGGAGAGUUCUCUAAGCUGCCUGAGAUAGUAGCUAUCUGCAAGAAGUACAAGGCAUACAUAUAUUUGGACGAGGCACACAGCAUAGGCGCUGUUGGAAAAUCUGGCAGAGGUGUUUGUGAGCUCCUCGGGGUGGAUCCAGCUGAUGUUGAUAUCAUGAUGGGAACUUUUACCAAGUCAUUUGGGUCCUGUGGAGGCUAUAUUGCAGCUUCAGAGGAUAUCAUUCAGUACCUCAGGUACGCUUGCCCAGCUCAUCUCUAUGCCACGUCCAUGUCGCCACCAGCAGUUCAACAAGUAAUAUCUGCAAUCAAGGUUGUUCUUGGGGAAGAUGGAUCAAACAGAGGAGCCAAGAAGCUUGCACAGAUUCGCGAGAGCAGCAACUACUUCCGAUCAGAACUUAAGAAGACGGGCUUUGUGGUUCUUGGCGACAAUGACUCACCAGUCAUGUCUAUUAUGCUAUACAACUUAGCUAAACUCCCUGCUUUUUCUCGUGAAUGCUUAAGGCAGAAUGUUGCGGUUGUGAUUGUAGCAUACCCUGCAACCCCGGUUUUGCUUGCCAGGGCCAGGAUCUGCAUAUCAGCUUCCCAUACCAGGGAAGACCUGAUAAGAGGCUUGAAGGUCAUCAGCGAAGUUGGUGAUCUUGUAGGGGCGAAGUGCCUCCCUGCCGAACCAGAGAAGAUAAAGUUUGAUUGAGAGAAAACAAAGACAGAAACAAAAGAAAUACAUGUUACCUACAUAUAUAUAUAUUUAAUUCCGUCAUUCCCUUUUGAUCAUCGAAAAUAGAUUACCUGUUUGGGCAAAAGCCUUGUUCAUAUGUUAUUUUCCGAUUUACCUCCUCAUAUGGGGCCGACGAUGUGGAAGUCAUGAUAGAUUCUACUUUUUACUACAAUUGUUCAUAUGUUAUUUCAUAUUUAUGAAAAGCGAAUAUUUUGUGAUUCUCUG